Molecule: messenger RNA, 5794 nt
Organism: Phycodurus eques (leafy seadragon)
Lineage: Eukaryota; Metazoa; Chordata; Actinopteri; Syngnathiformes; Syngnathidae
Gene: magi2a
Product: membrane associated guanylate kinase, WW and PDZ domain containing 2a
Exons: 22
Coding region: 124-4389 (1421 amino acids)
Biological process (GO): receptor clustering; signal transduction
Cellular component (GO): dendrite; cytoplasm
Molecular function (GO): beta-1 adrenergic receptor binding; type II activin receptor binding; SMAD binding
Source: RefSeq, a predicted model, not a curated record
GCACCACGGAGACCGAUGAUCCAGCUGCUGCACGGAGGCGAGGACAUGGACUCAAGUAACGGUCAGCAGUGAGCCUUCCCCUGGGAGGGGGUGGGGGACCCUCAAAGUUCGCCGGAACUCGCCAUGUCCAGGAGCCUGAAACGGAGGACCCACCACUGGAGCAACAGAGUCCACGAAAGUGUCCUCGGCCGGAACGCAGAGUGGCAGCUGGCCGCGCUGGAGCUGCUGAGCGGCGGCGCGGAGCACGGGCACUUCCCAAUCGUGGGCGAGCUUCCCCCGGGUGGAGCGCCGUGCCUCUCCGGCAGCCUACGUCCCGGAGAGCUGCUGCUGGAGGUCAACGACACGCCGGUGGCCGGGCUCACCAGCCGGGAUGUGAUGGCGGUGGUGAGGCACAGCAAAGAGCCCGUCAGACUCAAGUGUGUCAAACAAGGAGGUGUGAUCGACAAGGACCUGUGCCGCUACCUCAACCUGCGUUUCCAGAAAGGCUCGGUGGACCACGAGUUGCAGCAGAUCAUCCGGGACAACCUCUACCUCCGCACCAUCCCCUGCACCACCAGGCACCCCAAGGAAGGAGAUGUCCCCGGGGUGGACUAUAAUUUCGUAAGCGUCCGGCGCUUUAUGGAAUUGGAGAAAAGUGGAGCCUUGCUUGAGAGUGGAACCUAUGAAGAUAACUUUUACGGCACGCCCAAGCCUCCCGUCGAGCCUGCUGCGCCGUCGCUAAAUGUAACGGAGCGGCUGCUGCUGCUACCGGGCGCCAGACCCAGCUCGGAGGGCAAGCGCAAGCGCAACAAGUCGGUCAGCGACAUGGAGAAGGCCAGCGUCGAGCCCCCGGAGGAGGAGGAAGAGGAGAGGGCCGCCGCUGUCAUCGUCAACGGCAACGGCAUCGCCCUCACGCCAGAGUCGAGCGAACAUGAGGACAAGAGCCCCCCCGGCGACGCUUUGGCCGACGCCCCGGCCGAGGCGGACCCCGGCCGCUCCCCGAAAAGCGGCGUCCUCCCCAAGCUGGAGGAGAGCGAGGAUCUGGGCCCGCUACCCGACAACUGGGAGAUGGCGUACACGGAGAAAGGAGAAGUCUACUUCAUCGACCACAACACGAAGACCACGUCGUGGUUGGACCCGAGGCUCGCCAAGAAGGCCAAGCCGCCCGAGGAGUGCAAAGAGGACGAGCUUCCGUAUGGCUGGGAGAAAAUCGACGACCCCAUUUACGGCAGCUACUAUGUGGACCACAUAAACAGGAGGACCCAGUUUGAGAAUCCGGUUCUGGAGGCCAAGAGGCGACUCCAGCAGGAGCAGCAGAUGCAAAGUCAGGGGCUCUCCUCGCUCCCGCUUCCCGCCAUCUUCAGAGUACAAGAUGGCGGCCCCCGUGCCACCCUCCCCAGAUCCGCCGCCGCCCACCCGGGCCUGGCGCCGGAGCGCUGCCGCAGCCUGACCGAUCUGUCGUCCCGCUCGCCGCCCGCGGCACGGCGCCCGGCCUCACCUUUCACCGCCGCCGACGUCUCCCCGUUGCGCCACGUGCUGACCCGGCGGAUCAACAUGAGCCCCCGCCACCACCAUCACCACCACCACCGCCGCCACCCGCAUGCCCACCGUAGCCCCUCUCCUUUGUGCCGUUUCGUCAAGAAGCCGCUGUUCACGCGUGACCCCACGCAGCUGAAAGGCAGCUUCCUGUCCACGGCGCUGCACAAGAGCAACAUGGGCUUCGGCUUCACCAUCAUCGGCGGCGACGAGCCCGACGAGUUCCUGCAGGUGAAGAGCGUCAUACCCGACGGGCCGGCCGCCGCCGACGCCAAGAUGGCCACAGGUGACGUGAUCGUAUACAUCGAUGACGUGUGCGUGCUGGGCACCACCCACGCCGACGUGGUCAAACUCUUCCAGUCGGUGCCCAUCGGGCAGAGCGUGACGCUGGUGCUGUGUCGCGGUUACCCGCUGCCCUACGAGCCCGACGACAACGACGCCAACAGCGCCGCCAUCAUCUCCCCGCUGGGCAUCGUGGAGCAGCGCCCACUGAUGGCGAACGGGCGCCCCGGUUACGACAACUACCUGGACUACAUCUCCCGCACGGCCCGGUUCGCCCCGGACGCGAGUCAGGAUCACCAGCGGCCGCUGGACGCCCACCUGGACACCCCGGACGGCGUCUCGGUGGCAUCUCAAGGCGAGUUGCUGACGCUGACCCUGGUGAAGGGCGCCGACGGCUUCGGGUUCACCAUCGCCGACGGCGCCGCGGGGCAGCGCGUCAAGCAGGUUCUGGAGUCCGGGGGGUGCCCGGGGGUCAGCGAGGGCGACCUGAUCGUGGAGAUCAACAAGCAGGCGGUGCUGGGCUUCACGCACGCCCAAGUGGUGGAGAUGCUCAAGGAGUGCGCCGUGGGCACCGAGACGUGUCUGGUGGUGCAGAGACCCGCGCCAGGUCACUUUUCGCCGCGGAAGAGCUGCAAGCAGGUGUCGGAGCGGCGGGAGACCCCCCGGGGCCCGAGCAGCCCGGCUCGGACCUGCCUGUCGGCCCCCGUUAUGUCCCGCGGCGCCCCCUACCCGAACCGCAACCACCACCUGAAACGGCAGCACCAACUCCUCCACAGAGCCUCGGUGCCGGACCCGGCCCCCGAGGCUCUGACGCUGUCCGAAGCCGAGCCGUUGGGCCUGUAUGAGAAGUCCGGGACGAUCUUUGAGAGUAGGCAAUCGGGCCCCCCGAGGACGACGUUUCCCGCAGAUUCCUCCUCGGGUAGAGUACCUCCCGUCAAUUCAAAACGGACGCUCCGUCCGCGGGCCGCUAAUGCCGCCGCGUGCCAUUGUCACCCGGCAGGGUCGGAGUACCAGGACAUGGAGGUGAACUUGCGGCGGCAGAAGUCCGGCUUCGGGUUCAGGGUCCUGGGCGGGGACGAGGCGGGCCAGCCUGUGAGUCCGGAGACACGUGAGAAGAUCUUGAUCGGCGCCAUCAUCGAGAAGAGCCCGGCGGACCUGGACGGGCGUCUGCGGCCCGGCGACGAGCUCCUCUUCGUGGACGGCGUUCCCGUGGUGGGCAAGCCGCAUCGCUACGUCAUCGACCUGAUGCACGGAGCGGCGCGCAACGGACAGGUCAACAUGGUCAUCCGGAGGCGGAGGCAGGGCCCAGGCGACUCCUGUCAGGAGAACGGCCGCCGCUCGGGCUCGGUUUCCACGCAGCACAGCUCGCCGCGCAGCGACCUGACGUACGCCAACAGCGCCGGCGGGGCCGCCCCCGCCGACGGGGGGUCGCCCGCGACCGCCCGACCCAGCGACGUCCUCAUCCACCGGAAGGAGAGCGAAGGCUUCGGGUUCGUCAUCAUCAGCUCGCUCAACCGGCCCGAGGCGCCCUCCGCCAACCCGGUGCCGCACAGGAUCGGGCGCAUCAUCGAGGGCAGCCCGGCCGACCGCUGCGCCAAGAUGAAGGUGGGCGAUCGCAUCCUGGCCGUCAACGGCCAGUCCAUCGUCAACAUGCCGCACGGCGACAUCGUCAAGCUCAUCAAGGACGCCGGCCUCAGCGUCACCCUGAGGAUGAUCCCGCAGGAAGCGGAAGUGAGCCACCCGCCGUCGGCGCCCACCCCGGAGAAGCAGAGCCCGCUGGCGCAGCAGCGGAGUCCCAAGACGCAGCUCCCCUCUGCCGUCAGCUCGCAGCCCGGCCCGGGCGCCCCCGAGUCGGGCCGGUCCGACGCCGAAGCCCACCGCGGCCCCGGCAGCGGCCAGCUGCCUGCACCCCCGACGCAGACGUACACCAACGAGGGGAGUUACAGAUCAGAGGUGAAAGCCCGGCAGGACGUGAAACCGGACGUCCGCCAGCCGCCGUUCACCGACUACCGUCAGCCGCCCGUGGACUACCGGCACCCCCCUGUGGCCGACUACCGCCAGCCGCCCACGCCGGACUACCGGCACCCGCCCCUCUUGGACUACCGGCCGCAGUUCGCCAUCCCGGACUACCGGGUGCCGCCGGUGCAGCUCUCGCAGGACUUCGACUUCUUCACGGUGGAGCUGGAGAAGAGCGUCAAGGGUUUCGGCUUCAGCAUCCGCGGAGGUCGGGAGUACAAGAUGGAUCUGUUUGUCCUCAGGCUGGCGGAGGACGGCCCGGCGUUACGCAACGGCAGGAUGAGGGUGGGCGACCAGAUCAUCGAGAUCAACGGCGAGAGCACGUGGGACAUGACGCACGGCCGCGCCAUCGAGCUGAUCAAGUCGGGCGGCAGGCGGGUGCGCCUCCUCUUAAAGCGGGGCACGGGCCAGGUCCCCGAGUACGGAAUGGUAUCUUCCGCUCACUCCAUGUGCAUGAAAAGUGACACGCAUGGCGCCCCCUAUUUCGUCCUCAUGGGGCACCCCAAGGACACGGUUUGUGACCGAGCCAAAUCUUCUUCUUCUCCUCACUCACUGUCGUGUGGUGUGUGUUCCUAACAUUUUGAACCUCUUCCGAAGCCAAAUAAUAUGAGAAAACGAGCUCUCGCUGUGCUUAUUUGCAUACCAAACAGUUAUGCAAAUCAUGUUUGUUUUUUUUGUUUGUACUUUAGCGCACUAAUGCUAUGCACUUGUGUGGUGUUACGUCAUCACGUGUGUGUUUUUGUGCAUCCAGCAAAAGACAACAAAAAAGGAGCUUUUUUUUGGACAUAAGUAUUGCGACACACCUUUUUGAAUCAUCCAUCCAUGCAUUUUCUGUACCGCUUUAUCCUCACAAGGGCCGCGGGCGCGCUGGAGCGAGAGGCGGGCUACACCCUGAACUGGUCGCCAGCCAAUCGCAGGGCACAUAUAAACAAACAACCAUUUGCGCACACAUUCACAGCGAGGAGCAACUUAGAGGUCUUCAGUUAACCGAGCACGCAUGUUUUUGGGAUGUGGGAGGAAAGCGGAGUCCCCGGAGAAAAGCCACGCAGGCACGGGGAGAACAUGCAAACUCCACACAGGCGGGGCCGGGAUUUGAACCCCGGUCCUCAGAACUGUGAGGCAGACGUGCUCACCAGUCACCCACCGUGCCGCCCCUUUUUGAAUCAAUUCAUUUAAAAUUACUAAUUGUGCCCUGAGCUUAAUUCUUCCUUUCGGACAAUUAUGUGUGUCGUUGACUCCGACACAUUCCAGAAUCGUUUCGCGUGUUGAUUGAGUGCUGCGUGUCCCAAUACUUUUGUCCACAUCUUUUCAGUGCAGCCUGUAAAAAGGUCGGUGUCCGCUGUUAAAUGGUGUUGGAGUUGCCAUGGUAACCAUUGGGUUUAUUAAGCAUGCUGCAUGUCAACAUGUUGUAAAAGCGGACCCGAUUUUAGAAAAAUAAUGACAGGACAAAAAUUAAAAUUGAAAGGCCGCAUACAGACAACUCCUUUGGUAAUGUGUGUUUACACGUCAAAGAAAGCGCCAGAGUGUCAAACAUUUGCGCAGUCACCUUUAGUUUAAGCUUCAAGGAGACACAGGUGUGUACAGCCUUGCUUGUGCUCAAACUUAUUGAUGCUAAUGUUCGCGUUGAUGUCGCCGCCGCCGCCGCCGCAUGCCUUUGAAGUAGUGCUGAAGCGAUGAAUUGAAUGAGCAACAACAAGUGUUUGUUUAGUGGUGCGAAAUCAAUUUUGAUCUGAUGAAUCGAUGGGAUCGUCAGGACUUAGUAGUGCUUCCCUGCGGCAUGCGUUGAAUUUUCACGGCACGCCGGGUGUCGCGGUGGCAUGCUUCCGUGGUGGCGGUCCGCUCUUUUUCGCCGUUCCUGACCCGUCGUCCGUGCCGCGUCUCUUCCAGACGAUGGCGCCUCACGGGACGCUCGCCCUUCAGCCUCUCCAAGCCUGCCGGAAGUAGCCGCGGCGCCGGCGGCGAGCGUCGGGAGAGACGGCGG